UGCCGUUGCUAUGACAACAUAUUAUCGCCGACUUCCUGAUCGCAGUGUGGGAUUCACUUCUUUUUCCUUUUAUUCUUUUAUUAUUCGAAAAACUUAAAUACAAAAGCAAUUUACAGAUGGAAACCUUCAAGCAGCCCACAGGAGGCAGAGGACUCUGGAAUAACCCCAGACCCUCACUGUGCAGCAAGGAGACCCAGGAAAUGCUGAAAUUGAGGAAAGAAGAAUCCAGGUUUAUGCUCCUCCAGAGAAAACAGAUCAACAGGUCCACAAACAGAGGAGCAGAUUUGUCCCGGAUUUCUGAUUCCAGACCACCUCCAAGCAAAUCUGCUCAACACAGACCCAGAAUGUCUCAGAGACGCAGUGCUGAAUCCUGUCAGGCUGGGAACAGUUACGAGAGGGAAAAGUUUCACCCUGGUCCCGUACGGGAUUUGGAAAAAGAAAAGAGACGGCUUCAGAAUAUCAUGGCAACAGGAACUGAAGAGCCUGAAACUGGCUCACCUGGAAAAUUACCUGGAGACAGCAAACAGGAAGAAUCAGAGGAGACAGACCGAUUCCAGGAAGUUUUAAAUGAAAUAGAAGAAAGGAGACAGUUUCUAGCAGAUAUGGCAGCUUUGGGUCAGGAUCAUCAGUAUAGCAGCAUUAUCAAUGCAGAGAUAUCACAGAGACUUCAUGAGCUGGACAUCCUUGAUCAGGCCGGCAGUUCCAAUCAGCGAACGGAGGACUGAAAGUCACUACAGGAGAUAAUGCCUACUGAACAGAGUUGUUUAAACUGAUUUUUGCAGAAAGAAUUAAGAU
This is a messenger RNA of Cyprinodon variegatus (sheepshead minnow), 795 nucleotides long. It is a transcript of the gene cunh22orf23, whose product is annotated as chromosome unknown open reading frame, human C22orf23. NCBI's taxonomy places the organism in Eukaryota, Metazoa, Chordata, Actinopteri, Cyprinodontiformes, Cyprinodontidae. The transcript is spliced from 7 exons. The coding region runs from base 117 to 725 and encodes 202 amino acids. The record is from RefSeq and is a predicted model, not a curated record.